This is a messenger RNA of Trichomycterus rosablanca, 679 nucleotides long. It is a transcript of the gene baalcb, whose product is annotated as BAALC binder of MAP3K1 and KLF4 b. The transcript is spliced from 3 exons. Bases 1 to 546 code for a protein of 181 amino acids. Gene Ontology annotation, cellular component: cytoplasm. The record is from RefSeq and is a predicted model, not a curated record. NCBI's taxonomy places the organism in Eukaryota, Metazoa, Chordata, Actinopteri, Siluriformes, Trichomycteridae.
AUGGGUUGUGGUGGCUCUAGGACAGAUGCCUUGGAGCCACGGUACCUCGAAAGCUGGACCAAAGAAACCGAAUCUACUUGGCUGACCAGCACAGAUACAGACAUCCCACUGUCCUCGAUCCACAGCAUUCCCUCGGAUAACUCCUCAGAGGUUGGAUUUGCAUCAGAGAAAACUGGCAACUCAGAUAUCUUCGAUGAUAGCCUGCCAGCUCCUGCUCAGGCCUACCUAAAGGUGUGUUCUGCCAUGUCUGAGACUGGUCUUAAUGAUGCGAAAACUGGUGGCACUCCUGCUAUACUGGCCUCACAAGAACAGGGCGGCCUGUGCUCCUCACCUGGAACAACAGUGCAGAGAAGAAGUGUCGUACGCACCGAAGAGAUUUGGCAAGACAAGAGGAUGUCUAGCAAGCAAGUGACCAUCACUGUAACUCAAAGUAUCCAUCAAGUGGACAAGAGUGGAAAGAUCAAGGAAAAAUCUCACACUACCUUUGAAGUGAUGAAAGGUAGAGAUAGCUUGAAAGACGCUGCUAUAGACCCUGUUCUAAACUGAACCAAGAAGACAGCUCAUUGAUUGACACAAGGAUCUUAAGCUUUGUAAAAACUGUGAUGAACAGAAAGUAAUAUAGAACAAAGAAAAUCACAGAAGCAGUGUACUGAAGAAGCACAUCAGGUCUGUGAUCAGC